This is a messenger RNA of Lycium barbarum (goji berry), 4216 nucleotides long. RefSeq names its product protein MEI2-like 2. Lineage: Eukaryota; Viridiplantae; Streptophyta; Magnoliopsida; Solanales; Solanaceae. The record is from RefSeq and is a predicted model, not a curated record. The transcript has 13 exons. The coding region runs from base 1164 to 3659 and encodes 831 amino acids. Gene Ontology annotation, molecular function: RNA binding.
GUUGUUUUAGUUUUUUUUUUUUUUUUGAAAAUCUUAAUGGGUGUUCAAGUUCUUGCUGAAUAUCACCUGCUUUGCAUGUGGGUUUCUGAUUUUGUUUGGUCUUGGUGUUAAAGUUGUGAUCUUUUUGGGGUUUGGUUAGUUAAUUUUAGUGCAUGGUCAAGUAUUUGCUGAAUAUAGCUUGCUUUGCAUGUGGGUUUGUGAUUUUGUUUGGGCUUAGUGUUCAAGUUGUGAUCUUUUUGGGUUUUGGUUGGUUUAGUUUACAGUGGAAGUAGUGAUAGUGAUGGUCAAUUCUUUAUUUCUUUGGUUUGCUUGAAAAUCUGAAUGGAUGUUCAAGUUCUUGGUGAAUAUUACCUGCUUUGCAUGUGGGUUUGUGAUUUUAUUUGGGUCUUAAGCUGAAGUUGUGAUCUUUUUGGGUUUUGGCUUGUUGAUCCUACAGGGGAAAGUUAUGAUGGUCAUGUCAAUUCUUUAUUUCUUUAGUUUUCCUGAAAAUCUUAAUGGGUGUUCUAGUUCUUGCUGUAUAUCACCUGCUUUGCUUGUGGGUUUGUGAUUUUAUCUUGUCUUAGUAUUAAGUUUGUGAUCUUUUUGGGUUUUGAUUAGUUUUUUUCCAGGGAAGGUAAUGAUGGUGAUGUCAAUUGUUUGUUCUUUUAGUUCUCUAAAAAAGUAAGUGUUCAAGUUCUUGCUGAAUGUUGUCUGCCUGGCAUGUUGGUUUGUGAUUUUCUUUGGUCUUAAUGCUAAAGUUGUGAUCUUUUUGGGUUUUGGUUUAUUUUAUUUCACAGUGGAGGUAAUGAUCGUGCUGUCAAUUGUUGUUUCCUUAGGUUUUCUUGGUUUGCCUAUGAAAUUUGAUUCUGGUGUGGGUAGGGUUGACCUUAAGAAAAAGUGAACUGCAUGAACAAAUCUCUCCUUUUUGUCUGAAAUGUUCCAAUUCUGUUGUGGGUUCCUCAAAACAUUGAGCUGUCUGUGAAAACUUAGUAUUAGCCAGGGUUCAUUUUCUUUUCCGAAAUUGAUUGAUGAUUCAUCAUUUUUUUGGAUAAAGUAUUUAUGAUUUAUCAUCUGGGCACUCUAAUCUUGGUUACAUGUUGAUUUGAUGUUACACGGCAUCUUUUGGCCUUAGACCUAUAAUAAUGGAAGGUGAAGAAUAUGUCAUCCAUGACGAAACUGACUAGAUGGAGAAGUCUCUAAAGAAACUCAUUUCAGAUGAUUCUGAAGUUCCAUCAGCAAAGACUUCUGGUACAGAGAUGAAUGCUUGGAAAAUACCCCUUUUUGGAACAGCUGCACAUCAUGCAUCAACUGAUGCAAGCUUGUUUUCUAGCUCACUGCCUGUUCUGCCACAUGCAAAAUUAAACUUCGCUGAAUCUGAGAACUACGGUCAAUCCAUUGAUGACAGCUCACCCAGCAUUAAAGAUCAACUGGAAGAGGAACCAAGUCCAGAUGGGUGUUUGCUCCCUGGCGAUGAAGAUGAGCUAUUAGCAGGCAUAAUGGAUGAUUUUGAUCUUAGUGGGUUGCCAACUCAGCUGGAGGACUUGGAAGAUGAUUUUUUUGGCAGUGGUGGAGGAUUAGAAUUGGAAACUGAGUCUCUGGAUAAUUCACUUAAUGGUUUUGCGAAAUUAAGCAUGUCUGAUGGUAUUCUUGGAAAUAGUGUUGGACAUCAUGUCUUCCCAAACAGUACUGGAACUGUUGCGGGAGAACACCCAUACGGAGAGCAUCCUUCUAGGACAUUGUUUGUUCGGAAUAUUAACAGCAAUGUAGAGGACUCCGAGCUGCAAUCUCUCUUUGAGCAAUAUGGUGAUAUCAGAACUUUGUACACUUCAUGCAAGCAUAGGGGCUUCGUGAUGAUAUCUUACUAUGAUAUUCGAGCUGCUCGAACCGCAAUGCGUGUACUUCAACAUAAGCCUCUAAGACGGAGAAAGCUAGACAUUCAUUUCUCAAUUCCUAAGGAAAAUCCAUCAGAGAAAGAUAUUAACCAAGGAACACUGGUCAUUUUCAACUUGGAUCUUUCAGUAUCCAAUGAUGAUCUCCUCCAAAUAUUUGGGGCUUAUGGGGAAGUGAAGGAGAUAAGGGAGACACCGCAUAAGCGCCAUCAUAAGUUCAUUGAGUUUUACGAUGUUAGAGCAGCUGAGGCUGCCCUCAAGGCUUUAAAUAGGAGCGACAUAGCUGGUAAGCGGAUCAAGCUUGAACCCAGCCGGCCUGGUGGAGCCCGUCGAAGCUUGAUACAACAACUUAGUCAAGACUAUGAACAUGAAGAAGCUCGAACAUUUAGGCACUCGGUUGGUUCUCCAAUCGCCAGCUCUCCUCCAGGCAGCUGGUCAAACUUUGGCAGUCCUGUUGAGCCGAGCUCAUUGCUAGGUUAUAAUCAGUCACCUGGUCUAAGAAAUCUCAGCCCUGUAAAUGGAAAUCAUAUGCCAGGGCUGGCUUCUAUUCUUCCAGGCCAUUUUUCAAGUCCUAAGAUUGCUCCUAUUGGUAAAGAUCCAGGACGGCUUGGGCCUCUGAAUCAUGCAAUUACUAGUCCCAAGUCAGUGCAAGGAGUGGGUUAUCAACAUUCUUAUUCAGUUCCUGAGCAUAAACCACAUUUGAACUUUGGAUCUAUGUCGCUUGUUGAGCCUAAGUCAUCUGGGAUUGGGACACUUUCCGGACCACAAUUUCUUUGGGGAAGUCCCCCCGUACAGUCCGAACAUACUGACUCUUCUGUCUGGUCAAAUUCAUCAUUGGCACAUCCAUUUGCAUCAAAUGGACAACAGCAAGGCUAUCCAUAUUCCCAUCGACAGGGCUUGUUCCUCGGAUCACAUCAUGUGGGAUCUGCUCCAUCAGGAAUUCCCCUGGACAGGCGUUUAGGUUUUUUCUCCGAGUCUCCUGAAACGUCAUAUAUGAACCAAGUAGCAUAUGGUGGUAAAGGUUCUAGUCAUAACAAUGGAAGCCAUGUGAUGAGUAUAGGUAGCCUUGGGGCAAUGAACAUGAGUGUUUCUCCUAGCUCUAGAAUGAUGUCGCUGCCUAGGAACGGGCCUCUAUUUUUCGGAAAUGGCUCUUACGGAGGAAUAGGAAUGGCUAACAAUGAAGGGGCAAUGGAACGGGGUCGAAGUCGAAGAGUUGAGAGUGGAAAUGAGAUAGACAACAAAAAACAAUAUCUGCUUGAUUUGGGGAAGAUCAUGAGUGGAGAAGAUACUAGGACUACUUUAAUGAUUAAAAACAUCCCAAACAAGUACACCUCAAAGAUGCUACUCACAGUAAUUGACGAGACUCAUAAGAAUACAUAUGAUUUCCUCUACUUGCCUAUUGACUUCAAGAACAAAUGUAACGUUGGUUAUGCCUUCAUCAACAUGGUUUCUCCUUCACAUAUUAUCUCCUUUUAUGAGGCAUUCAAUGGGAAGAAGUGGGAAAAGUUCAACAGUGAAAAGGUUGCUUCCUUGGCUUAUGCUCGUAUCCAAGGGAAGACAGCCUUGGUUGCUCAUUUCCAGAACUCAAGCUUAAUGAACGAAGACAAGCGGUGCCGGCCAAUUCUUUUCCGGUCAGAGGGCCAAGAAGCAGCUGACCAGGAACCGUUGCCAUCCUACAAUUUGAACAUUUGCGUCCGUUUUCCUGAUGGGUCCUAUUCUGGAGAUUCUCUGGAUAGUCCAAAGGGUGAUCUAGAUGAGAAGCUCUACAUAAUGCACCAAGAGAGGACCUGACUCUUGACCAUAUGAUACAUGGUGGCAAUGAGUUCUAACUGUGAAUAGGAAUAGUAGUACAUAAUAACUUAUUAAGCCGGAAAUCGCAUAUAAUCUCGUCUGUGCUAGGCAGUGUCUGCUUUUUGAAUGAAUGACACUGUCACAUAUAAUCUCGUGUGUGCUAGGCCGUGUCUGCUUUUUGAAUGAACGACACUCCACAGCAUGCGGGGCAAAAUGUUACGAGGCAGAGAGCAUUUUGUUUUUACCUCGAGUGUUGACAAGUUGAAGCAUUCAGGCAACAUGUGAAGUCUCUCUGCUGUUGAUAAUGCUUUGCUGCUAGAAGUGUACAUAACCUCUCCUUUUUACUUCUUUGGUUGUCAUGUACACUUCUUGUGGUGAGUUUGUCUUGCCACGCAGUAUACAUGUUUAGAGUGUAAUGGGGCUGUUUCUAAGUGUAUGAUAUGGAAUACAGAAUCCUGCACUUUUUAUGGAUUUCACCUCUUUACUGAUGUAAUGAAGGCAACUGUUGUAAUUAUAACUUGAAUGUGCGGUUGAACUUAUGCUACUUAUUUCAUCAA